AAACUCGGAAUGAUUCGAUCCACCACAAAAUGGGACCGCAAAUCCCGAUGAUUAUGUCUGGGGACGCCCAUGCCAUUGUCGCGACUCGUGGCCUCUUUGUCGGAUCCGGUCUUUCAUGUUAUUGAAAAAGAACAGUGUUCCGAUCCGAAAUUCGUUUACUUUUUCGCGUUCAGAUUGCGUUGUCGGCGAUGAGAGAGAAGAAAUGGCUCUGAAUUUUUGUUCAUGAUUAUCCAUUUAUUUUGUGGAAAAAAAGUUUUCCUUUUUCUCCUCGGCGUGUUUCCAAUUCCUUUUUUUGGGUAAAUACUAAAUACCCAUUGAAAUUUCUGAAAUUUUCUGGGUUUGAUUCAUUGGGUUUGCCAAAGGGAAGAUAUUUUAGGGGCUGUGGAUAGAUAGAGAGAGGCAUCGGUGCUGCUGCGGCGGAGAGCGAUGGCGCCGGCUUUGAAUCUUCCCGGCGGCGAUGCAGAAAACGACGAACUCCGGCGGCUCCUGGUGGCUAAUAUGGACGAUGCGGCGGCGCGGCGGCGCACACGCGAGGCCUUCAAGGAUAUCCAACUCAGCCUCGACCACAUCCUCUUCAAGACACCUUCUGAUGGAAUCAAGACAAAGGAGUCUUAUGAGGUGAACUCUCGUGGAGUUGAGAUCUUCUCGAAGAGCUGGCUUCCGGAAGAUUCUUGUCCGAAAGCCGUUGUGUGUUUCUGCCAUGGCUAUGGAGAUACUUGCACCUUCUUCUUUGAAGGGAUUGCAAGGAAAUUGGCCUUAUCGGGAUAUGGAGUGUUUGCAAUGGAUUAUCCGGGGUUCGGCCUUUCAGAAGGUUUGCAUGGAUACAUCUCCAGCUUCGAUCUGCUCGUUGAAGAUGUCAUCGAGCAUUACUCCAACGUAAAAGGGAGCCCCGAGUUCAGUUCUCUCCCAAGCUUUCUGUUUGGGCAGUCAAUGGGUGGAGCCGUCGCUCUCAAAAUACAUUUCAAACAACCAAACUCGUGGACUGGCUCGGUUUUAGUGGCACCUAUGUGCAAAAUUGCAGAUGAUAUGGUUCCACCGAGGCUGCUAAAGCAGAUCUUGAUCGGUCUGGCCAAUGUUUUGCCCAAGCGGAAGUUGGUUCCGCAAAAGGACUUGGCAGACGCAGCGUUUAGGGACAUCGGAAAGAGGAAACUGGCGCCAUACAAUGUCAUUUGUUACAAAGAUAAGCCCCGCCUAAGGACAGCAGUGGAGUUGCUCCAUACGACUCAAGAGAUUGAACAGAAGUUGGAAAAGGUGUCUCUGCCGAUACUGAUCCUUCAUGGAGAGGCGGAUGUGGUGACGGACCCGUCGGUGAGCAAAGCACUGUACGAGAAAGCAAGCAGCUCGGACAAGAAGAUCAUCCUUUACAAGGAUGCUUUCCAUUCCCUGCUGGAAGGCGAGCCCGAUGACGUCAUCAUCCGUGUUCUGUCUGAUAUUAUCUCGUGGCUCGAUCAACACUCCUCCCCGUCUCCAGCCACCAUCUCAUGAUUAUACUAUUUUUCUCCGUCUUCAUUUCACUAACAUUACAUUACAUUUUUGUGGUGGAAUUCAUUUGUUGUUAUAAUAAGAGAUGGUGGUUUUUUAUU
Tarenaya hassleriana is the source of this 1583-nucleotide messenger RNA. RefSeq names its product caffeoylshikimate esterase-like. NCBI's taxonomy places the organism in Eukaryota, Viridiplantae, Streptophyta, Magnoliopsida, Brassicales, Cleomaceae. Gene Ontology annotation, molecular function: lipase activity. The record is from RefSeq and is a predicted model, not a curated record. Gene Ontology annotation, cellular component: membrane. Bases 427 to 1485 code for a protein of 352 amino acids. The transcript is spliced from 8 exons.